CGGCGCGUACCUCUCAAGCCUGGGGCAGCUAAUGACUGUCUGUGACGAGUUUGCGUAGCAGGAAUCAAGCAAGGAUUGUGGGCUUGUGCUCCGCCCACUUCCCCGCGAGCCCCGCCCUGCAUCCCCGCAGAAUCUCGCUCCUGCUUGCUCUGCCGCAGUUUGUUUCGAGACCGCGCGUUAUCUUUGCGGUGUCUACUGACCGGUCACUGCACACCCCCAGGCGCUUUACUUUGAAAACCUAACAAGACGGAAAGUUGACAUGGAGAAGAAUACAAACCAAAGGAAACUCCGAGUAUGUGUGGCAACCUGCAACAGAGCAGAUUACUCCAAGCUCGCCCCUAUUAUGUUCGGAAUCAAGGCAGAAUCAGAUUACUUUGAACUUAGUGUAGUGGUUAUUGGAUCACAUCUCAUCGAUGACUACGGCAAUACUUAUCGUAUGAUUGAACAAGAUGACUUUGACAUCCAAGCAAGGUUACAUACAAUUGUGAGAGGGGAAGAUGAAGCGGCUAUGGUGGAGUCAGUGGGCCUUGCUUUAGUGAAAUUGCCAGAUGUUUUAAAUCGGUUGAAACCAGACAUCAUCGUUGUCCAUGGAGACAGGUUUGAUGCCUUAGCAUUGGCAACAAGUGCUGCUCUUAUGAAUAUAAGAAUCCUUCACAUAGAAGGAGGUGAAGUCAGUGGAACAAUUGAUGACUCCAUCAGACAUGCCAUCACUAAACUGUCCCAUUACCAUGUGUGCUGCACCCGGAGUGCUGAACAGCACCUCAUCGCCAUGUGUGAGGACCAUGACCGCAUCCUCCUGGCUGGAUGUCCCUCUUAUGACAAGCUGCUUAAUCUGAAAAACAAGGACUACAUGGGUGUCAUCAAAGCUUGGCUCGGUGAUGAUGUGAAACCCGAGGAGUAUAUUGUAGCUCUGCAGCACCCAGUUACUACAGAUAUUAAACAUUCUGUCAAAAUGUUUGAGUUCACCUUAAAUGCUCUCAUUUCAUUCAACAAGAAAACAUUGGUUCUGUUCCCAAACAUUGAUGCAGGAAGUAAGGAAAUGGUGCGAGUGAUGAGAAAGAAGGGUGUGGAGCACCAUCCCAACUUCCGAGCCGUGAAACAUGUCCCAUUUGAACAGUUUAUCCAGUUAGUUGCACAUGCAGGAUGUAUGAUAGGGAACAGCAGCUGUGGGGUGCGCGAGGCAGGAGCUUUCGGAACCCCAGUCAUCAAUUUGGGAACGCGACAGACAGGAAGAGAAACCGGAGAAAAUGUGCUUCAUGUCCGUGAUGCAGAUACAGAGAAUAAAAUAAUUCAUGCUCUUCAGCUUCAGUUUGGAAAGCGAUAUCCUUGCUCAAAAAUUUAUGGAGACGGCAGUUCUGUUCCCAGAAUUGUAAAGUUUCUCAAAUCAAUCAGUUUGUCAGAACCUCUUCAAAAGAAGUUCUGCUUUCCUCCAGUGAAAGAAAAUAUUUCUCAAGAUAUUGAUCACAUUUUGGAAACACUGAGUGCUUUGGCUGUUGAUCUGGGAGGAACAAAUCUUAGAAUAGCCAUUGUCAGCAUGAAGGGGGAAAUUAUAAAAAAAUAUGUCCAACCCAAUCCUAAAACAUAUGAAGAUAGAAUUGAAUUGAUUCUCAAGAUGUGUGUUGAAGCAGCAUCUGAAGCAGUCACUCUGAACUGUAGAAUACUUGGUGUAGGUAUUUCCACUGGUGGACGAGUAAACCCGCAGGAAGGCUUGGUGCUUCAUUCUACCAAGUUAAUUCAGGAGUGGAGCUCGGUUGACCUGCGAACUCCUCUGUCAGAUACACUUCAUCUACCAGUAUGGGUUGAUAAUGACGGUAACUGUGCUGCGCUAGCUGAGAGAAAGUUUGGACAAGGCAAAGGAUUAGAAGAUUUUGUCACGGUUAUUACUGGUACAGGUAUUGGAGGAGGUGUGAUACAUCACAGUGAACUUGUAUAUGGCAGCUCCUUUUGUGCUGGUGAGCUGGGACAUAUCAUGGUAUCUUUUGAUGGACCAGAAUGCAUGUGUGGUAGCCAUGGCUGCAUAGAAGCAUAUGCAUCAGGAAUCGCCUUGCAAAGAGAGGCAAAGAAACUGCAUGAUGAGGAUCAGCUGUUAGUAGAAAAUAUGAUGCUGAAAAAUGAUGAGUGUGUCACAGCUGUUCAUCUUAUCCAAGCAGCAAAACUGGGAAACUCCAAAGCCAGCAAUAUUUUGAAGACAGCUGGAACAGCUCUUGGCAUUGGGAUUGUGAACAUCUUGCACACCAUCAACCCAUCGUUGGUGAUACUCUCGGGCGUGCUGGCAAACCAGUAUGUAAACGCAGUAAAAGAAGUGAUACACCAGAGAGGCUUGGCUUCAGUCCAGGAUGUCAAUGUGGUUGUAUCAAACUUGUCUGACCCUGCGCUCCUGGGAGCAGCGAGUAUGGUGCUGGACUAUACCACACGUAGGACCUACUAGACUGUAAAAGGCCUGUGUGAUUGGAACAAUUACACGGCCGCGGGCAAGACUAACACUGUGCCUAGAUGAAGCUGGAUUAUCUUUUUUAUAUAGACCACUUUCUUCUGUAGUUAUUUUCUCUAUUGCCUUAUACUAUAUGUAUAUCACCAAAGAAAAUUGGCCUCACUGGCUUUAUGUUGAGGCGAACAAUGGAAAGGAAUUUUAAUACAUAGAAAAACCUGAAGACCAGAUGCCCUCACCUGAAGAGUGGCAUCAGAUGACUCGUGUUUUAGCCCAUGAAGGGCGUUUGGACAUUUUGCUUUGUUUUGAUCUAGAAUAGGCACAUAUGAAAUUUUUAUUAUUAUAUUUUUUUUUAAAUCAGAAAAAGCACCACUCUUGUCUAUGACUGGUAUUGCAUCUUAGUACCAAUACUUCAAUAGGUCCAAGCUACAAUACCAGACACAGCCUGUGAACAGUAGUGGUGCAGUUUCUGGAGGAGAGAAAAGCAGUCCGUUUUUUCAUAUAUAUAUAUAUAUAUAUAUAUAUAUAUAUAUAUAUAUAUAUAUAUAAUGUUAAGAGACAACAAGAUAACAUUUUCACAAGUGUUUUCUCAAGGUUCACCAGAAUUUAAAUAAGUUUAGAUGUAUAUCAGUCAAACUUUCUGUAUGAUGCUGUAAAUAGAUGUCUGUAGUGAGUGUUUUCUGUUUCUAAAUGAAACAAUGUUCUAUCAUAAUAUUAUAAGCCAAACUUAUAUUGUACAUAAAGGUGUUUGAACACUAAAACCAUCGUAUUGUCAGACAAAAGUGCAGUAUGAAACGGGAUUGCCUAUUGUAGGAAUUCCUUAUUUUUAGCAUGUUGGAUCUGUUACUUUCAGAUCACUGCGGUAGGUGUAAUAAAUCUACAUGCAUUUUUGCAUGGUGUUUGGAAGAAUCCACUUACUAGCAUUUUGGAAUCUUUGGUGCCAGUUUUGGCAUGGAAUCUGUACCAGUAAGGGCUCAUGCGGAAAUUGUGCGCAGAGUUAUUCUAAGUGGAAUUCUGCUUGCAGCAGCUUCUCAUUGGUUUCAAUGGGAUUUCGCUGUUCUGUGCACACUUCUGAAGUUCCAUAGCAGAACUUCCUAAGUGGAUCCAGAUUCUGCCCAAAAAAUGAAUGACUCGAAUUUUUGCUGUGAAAUAAGUGCUGAUUCCUCAAGUGUGCAAGUGGAAUUUUGCUGGAACCCUAACUGUAAACCGGACUUAAACCACUUUACCUUGUAUGAACAUACUUAACAUUCAGAUAGCUGUUGGGAAGCUCCACAUCCUAUAAAUGGCUGUAACUGGUUUACAGUUGUCUAAGAUCCCAUGGAAAUCAUUGACUUGCUUAUUUUUAUUGGAAGGAUAUUUGAAGAAAUGUAACUGGGGGUGACCUAAUAUUUACCUUUUUAAUAUAGACUGACAUACCAUUCAAAAACUGGAUUUUUUUUUCCUCUUGUAAUUUAAUGUAACUAGUGUCCGAUUAAUAAUCUCCUGAAUGUUUAUAUUUAAUGUACAAAUGUUUAUUAAGGUUCUAAUAUAUUUAAAGGGGUACUCCUCCCCUAGACAUCUUAUCCCCUACCCAAAGGAUAGGGGAUAUGAUGCCUGAUCGUGGGGGUCCCGCCCCUGGGGACCCCGCAAUAUAGCAUGCGGCACCCACCUGUUUCUUGUCCGGAGGCACUGGAGGGUCACGGACUUCCGUUCCCGUGCUCGGGACCCAGACCCUCCAUCGCUUCCGGACAAGAAACAGGUGGGUGCCGCAUGCUAUAUUGCGGGGGUCCCCAGCGGCGGGAGCCCCGCGAUCAGACAUUUUAUCCCCUAUCCUUUGGAUAGGGGAUAAGAUGUCUAGGGGUGGAGUAUCCCUUUAAAGGCUAUGUACACUCUCUUGCAACCAUUUUUUCAUUUUUACAUCUACAAUAUAAAAUGAUGCAACUUAGUCUUGUAUAAAAAUAAAAUGCAGUUUUAUGUCUGUGGCUCCUAUGUAACCUGUGUGUCUCCAUUGUUACAGUCUUUAAAAAAGCCUGUGCAGCCAUAUUCUGCUAUCUGUGGCCUGUUUGGUAAUCUACUAAAUAUAUGUUGAUAAGGAUUAGGGCAUUGUUGGACUAGACAUAUCUUGUCUUUAGUCUGAAAUUGUUACAGCCAUUUGGAGGAUACAUGGAUGUAACAUGUAUACACAACACAGAGCAUUUUUUUUUUUUUUUUAAAGACUUUAUAAAGUUGAAUUGGGGCAAUAAAAAUUGGUUGCAAAGCUGUUGACUUGCACAUUACAUUGCUAACCCUUCUGGGGGGAGUUGUUAAACCUAAAGUAAAUAGCUUUGGUUGUAUUGUAUACGUCCAAUAUGCAUUACUCUUGUUUUUAUUACCAAAUGUUACCAUAAUGGCUUGAAUUUCCCAACAUUCCAGCUGCUUUCUAGUUUGUUUUUGUUUUUUAAUUUAAAUGUAGUUACAGUUUUUGUGACUUGGUGCAAUAUUUGCUGUAAAAUGUGGAACAUUCUAUCAAGACACAACAGUAGUAAAGACUGGGACGGUACAUUUGAAUGUUUUAUGAAAUGUUAUCUCCUGUACAUUUUCUCUUAUGAUACUGUACUGUGCCGUACUCACAGGUGAUGGCUAUUAUUUGAUAUUUAUUAUGUUAUUGUAUAAACAUCAUCAUUUAGUAACAUAAAAUGACAAUAAACAGACCAUUGAGAG
Molecule: messenger RNA, 5107 nt
Organism: Hyla sarda
Lineage: Eukaryota; Metazoa; Chordata; Amphibia; Anura; Hylidae
Gene: GNE
Product: glucosamine (UDP-N-acetyl)-2-epimerase/N-acetylmannosamine kinase
Exons: 12
Coding region: 260-2428 (722 amino acids)
Biological process (GO): UDP-N-acetylglucosamine metabolic process
Molecular function (GO): N-acylmannosamine kinase activity; hydrolase activity, hydrolyzing O-glycosyl compounds; UDP-N-acetylglucosamine 2-epimerase activity
Source: RefSeq, a predicted model, not a curated record